Dipodomys spectabilis (banner-tailed kangaroo rat) is the source of this 1368-nucleotide messenger RNA. RefSeq names its product coiled-coil domain containing 166 (gene Ccdc166). The transcript is spliced from 2 exons. Bases 1 to 1368 code for a protein of 455 amino acids. The record is from RefSeq and is a predicted model, not a curated record. NCBI's taxonomy places the organism in Eukaryota, Metazoa, Chordata, Mammalia, Rodentia, Heteromyidae.
AUGGCGCCCAAGAAGAAGCGCGGGGCGACCGGCGGGCGCGCCGGCGGAGGCGCGGAGCCGCAGCUGUCGGAGCGCGCCCAGUACCUGCGGCACGAGUGCCAGCUGCUCUCGGAGCUGAUGGACUCCUGCUCCGGCCGCGUGGACCAGGUCCUGCGAGAAAACGCCUUCCUGGACAGCGAGGCGCUGCGCAUGCGCGAUGAGAACCGGCUCUACGCCAACUACCUGACCGUGCAUGCGCAGCGCUGCGCCAACGCCAUCAUAACGCUGGACGAGAAGAAUCGCGUGGACCUGGCCCAGAUCCACUGGCAGCGAGCUGAGCUCGCGUCGCUCUACCAGGGUCGCGAGGACGGGGUGCGCGCGCAGCUGCUGGAGAUGGAGACACGCGCAGAGCGGAUGGCCCGGAAGGUCCAGGAGCUGCAGCCCUACAAGGAGCUGCAGCUGGAGCAGCUGGCGCGGAUCCGGACUCUGGAGCGCGAGCUGCUGCACAUGCGCGUGGAGCACACGCAGCUGCUGCACCGCGUGAAGCGGCGCUUCAUGGAAGACCAGGCGGCCUUCGAGCGCGAGGCGCGCCAGCGCGUGCAGUCCCUGGGGCGGCGCGCGGAGCGGGAGGCGGCGCGCGCGCUCAUCGCGCACACGCAGGCCAUCAAGGCUGACAACUGGCGCCUCCGCCAGGAGCUGCUGGCGCUGCUGCACCGGAACCGGCUGCUCAUCAACCUGCGGCGCCGGCUGCUGGAGCAGCGCGAGCAGCUGCGGCACAAUCACGAGGACGCGCGGAACCUGGAGCGCGUGCACGGCUGGCUGCGCCGGGGCCCCAGCGGGCCCCAGCUCUGGCAGCCCCCCGCCCCGGCCCAGCCGGCGGGGCCCGACUCCAUCCCGGCGCUCGGGACCCCGUCCGCAGCCUCCACGCACCCGGCCUCCCCAACGCCCACCGAAGGCCCGUCGCGCCCCGCCUCCCGGCACCAGUCGGCCAGGUCCUCGCGCGCGGCCUCCCGGGUCUCUUCGGCUGCUGAGCCGCGCCCGGCUUCUCAGGGCCUGCUGGCCCCGCCGCCGGCCGCCCCCCAGCGCGGCUCCCGGGCCCAGUCCCUAGCCCCGUCCCGCCGGAGCUCCCACAUGCCGUCGCUGACCCCAUCCCUGACGCCGUCGGCUGGGAGCUCGGACACCUCGUCCGCGGCGCAGUCCCGCGAGAGCUCGCGGUUCUCCACACGGUCCUCCCUGCGAUGGCCCUCACAGGACACGCUCGCCUCCGCCAAGUCCGGCCGCUCCAGCCUGUCCCGGCACGGCGAGCAGGGCGAGCAGGGCGAGCAGGGCGAGCCCGCCGAGCCCGCCGCCCCGGGCCCCAGGAAGACCGUCAACAUUGUCUCGAGUUGA